This is a messenger RNA of Cyprinodon tularosa, 2797 nucleotides long. RefSeq names its product PHD finger protein 23b (gene phf23b). NCBI's taxonomy places the organism in Eukaryota, Metazoa, Chordata, Actinopteri, Cyprinodontiformes, Cyprinodontidae. Gene Ontology annotation, biological process: positive regulation of protein ubiquitination; negative regulation of autophagosome maturation; negative regulation of autophagosome assembly. Bases 524 to 1480 code for a protein of 318 amino acids. The record is from RefSeq and is a predicted model, not a curated record. The transcript has 5 exons.
CGAUGGGUUUGCCGACGCGCGCAAUAAAGCCCAAAGUCUACUCUAGUGGGUUUGUACCUCCAGAGAAGAAUCGACAAACUUCAACUGAAAACGUCUCGCCAUGGAUUUGUAUUUAGCAGUUGCGCUAAUUUAAGGAUUAUACGUUUUCCCCUCUAUAGCGAUGCUUUUUUUUUUUUUUUUUUUAAACACAUUUAGAAUCUUGAAGCGGAGCUGAGUAUGCCAGGCGAAUGAGGAGUUACUAUUUUUUGGACUUUAAAAAAAAUAGUGGCUUGUUGGUGCUCGGUUGACGACAGCCGUUGUCUCGAGAUCAAGAUCGCGGGGUUACCCACAAGUUCAGCUCCGCUGUGGACCAACUUCAGAAAUACUUUUUUUUUUUUUUAGUCCUUAGCGCUGUUGGCUGAUUUUUCUUUUUAGUGGCAAGUUACCCGGUGAUUAAGUUCAACCACGCCGGGGAAGGCUGCUGUUCUCCGGCUAGCUGAGAAGCAGCUUCUCCUUGGAUCAGGGCCUCGUCGGCUAGGCGACAAUGCUCGACAUAAUGUCUGACCACCAAGAUUCGCUUCUGACGUGUAAAACGGAACCCCUGCCCCCAGAAAGAAAAAAGAGGACCGUGGAGGACUUCAACAAGUUCUGCAGCUUUGUUCUGGCUUAUGCUGGUUAUAUCCCCAGUCCAAAGGAGGAAAGUUCCUGGUCUCCAACAUCCUCCAGCUCUGCCCAUAGUUCAGGACUAUCAGCAGAUGCAGGCGUCGGGGGCAGCAGCUCCAUAAGCAACACUUGGACGGAUGGGAGCUCUGACAUUCACACCAUCCACACAUUUGUGCGCAAAGCUCGGGCAAAUAAGGGCAAAAACAUUCGACGCAUGCACUCUGACAGCACCCUGCUGGACAAGAUGCGCCUGAAAGACUCUCUGUACGACAGCCAGGCAAGCACAAAAGCUGAGCGCAAAAAAGACAAAAAACUGAAAAAGCUCUCUCUGGGCUCGACCACGGCGCCGGACAGCGGGAGCAGCGAGGGCGAGAAAAGGGCUCGCAUCAAGCGAAGCAAGAACUCCUCCAAACAGCCCAAAGCCAAGAAGUUGAAGAGCUCAGCUGCUCAGAGCGAGACAGACUCCGAGACGCGGAACUCACACGCCGAGGCGCGGCCCAUGAGGGAGGAGCUGGCGUCGCACGGGGGCUCCACCUCCAGCAGCCACGGCUUGGGGAAGGCAGAUGAAUCCAUCAGGGAAGCGGAAAUGAGCUCCAGCGAGGGCGAAACCUGGAUCGCAGAUGAAGAUAUCAUGGUGGAGUCAGGGGACGACUCAUGGGACCUGAUCACCUGUUACUGUGGGAAGCCGUUCGCCGGACGUCCCAUGAUCGAGUGCAACCAGUGCGGAAUAUGGGUGCACCUGUCGUGCGCAAAGAUCAAAAAGUCCAAUGUUCCCGACAUCUUUUACUGUCAGAAAUGCAGAGACUUGAGGCGGUCGGGAAGCAAAAAGGACACUUAAACUGUUGGAGGACUGUUUCUGCCGCCCUCUGACCAGCUCCCUUACUCUGAUGCCUACAGCCAAAACAGCCUAAAUUCUCACCGGGACGGCAACUAACUCAGCAGUUGCACAAAUUAUUUUGACAAUCAAAAACCAUAUUUAUCCCUUGCAUUCUUUUUUAUUUCUUUAUGGAUUCUGAAGAAGGGGAAGACUGUGACAGAAUCCCUCAUUGGUUGCUUAUAAAUUCCCCUAAUUGGCUUUUUACGUUUUCCUUUUUUUUUUUUUUUUUUUUUUACCGGGUUUCUUAUUGAUUCAUACAUUUCUACCUAAAAACCAUAGCCAGUCAAAGAUAGACGGAUAAUCAAUCACCUUAAAAAAUAGAAGUAUAACUUGUAUAGCUAAAAAAGAAAAUCGUCACUCCGAUUAUUUGCUUAAAUGUUAUGAUGCUUGACGGGCAGCUCUUUUUAUUUCAAUGUAUACUUACUUUAGGAGGGUUUUAUUUCUAUCAGCGAUGGUCAGAGUUAAAGGAAAAAAAGAUAAAGUUCUCGCUCCUCUCAAGCAAGAGUUGAUUAAUUUAUUGAAAUUAGCGAACUCAUCUCAGAUGUGUUGCACAUAUGUAUAUUUUUUAAGUGUUUUUCUUCCCAGAAGUUGAAUUAAGAAAAAAAUGUAAACCUAAAUACAUUUCCACUGUACACAUGAGAUAAUCGAAUGUCUUUGGUUGGCCUGUUAAUCAAACAUUACUAGCAGAGUUGCUAUGAAUGGCGUCUACAGAGGAAAGCUGUUGAAUUUGGAUGUUUUGCUUGGUUUGAUUCUUUUUUUUUUUUAUACAUUUUCAUUUUCUUGUUACUUCCUCUGUAUAAGUUUGGGUUUGUUAUUGCUGUAAGGUGACUGGUUACGGCUCCUUGCGUUGUCAAGGUGACCCAAGGCUUCUCUAUGAAUGGCUGUAAAAAAAAAAAAGAUUUUUUUUUCACAUAACAGUUUAUUCCUCGCCUUUUUAUUUUCUUCCUAGCUAGUGGGGUUAGAAUCGUGCCCACUUCAGGAGAAGAGCGUCUCGCCUUGAGAACAAAGUUGUGUACAAAAGUAUACCUUGAGGCUGCGUAGGUUGUGGCAUAUAUAUAUAUUUUUUUUACCGUGUUAAGUUGUUGGGAGAGUCUUAACAAGUCUCCACGAGUAGUUGCACUCUGUACAACUUCCGUUCUGUGUACAUAUCCAGUUCUUUGACUUGUAAAUAUGUGAAAGUGAAAAGAGAGAAUACCCAAGCAAAGUCUAUAUUUUCUGCAGUCUGAUAUUGUUUCUUUAACUGUAGCUCGAGUAAUAAAACAAACCAAAAAAAAAAAA